Messenger RNA from Tachysurus fulvidraco (yellow catfish), 1421 nucleotides. RefSeq lists its product as uncharacterized. The transcript has 2 exons. The record is from RefSeq and is a predicted model, not a curated record. Bases 50 to 1219 code for a protein of 389 amino acids. Gene Ontology annotation, molecular function: nucleic acid binding. NCBI's taxonomy places the organism in Eukaryota, Metazoa, Chordata, Actinopteri, Siluriformes, Bagridae.
AAUGAGAUCCCUCAAAAUCCUGCCAGGAGCUCUAUUUUAGGUGGAUUGCAUGGAAAUAAACAUGUCCCGCCUUUCAAGUUUAAUCCAGUUUUAUUUUACUUUGGGUUUGAGACAUUGGGAGAUACUGCUGUCUUUAAGCAAUGUAAAUGGUAUUGUUAUUAGUGCGUCAACUUUGCGCAGACACCUCAAGACUUUGCGCCUGUUCAGACGAAAAGAACAUUCUGAUCUGCUUGACGUUGCUGUGUUUCUACAGGAUCAGUUGAACCGAUAUGGUAUGCUUCACGGAUAUAAGAUGAUGCAUCUGAAAUGCAUUCAGGCUGGCUAUGUGGUCACACAAGAGACAAUCAGGCAAUUGUUGAAAAUACUGGAUCCCCAUGGAGUGCAACUGAGGCGCCGGAAUCGUCUUCGGCGACGUUUGUAUCAUAAUCCAGGCCCGAACUUUUUAUGGCAUGUUGAUUCAUAUGAUAAACUCAAACCAUAUGGGAUCUGCAUCAAUGGUGCAAUCGACGGGUUUUCACGAAUGGUGAUAUGGCUACAUGCAUACUCUACAAGUAGUGAUCCCAAGGUCAUCGCUGGAUACUUUAUUGAUGCGGCGUUAUCAAGGAAUGGGACAGCCACCCGAAUUCGCUCAGACUUAGGGACAGAGAACUGUUACAUGGAACAGAUGCAGAUGUUCAUGAGACAUGAUCAUACGGACGACUUUUCGAGAAAUUGCUAUUUGUAUGGCUCAAGCAAUCAUAACCAACGGAUAGAGCAGUGGUGGGGAUUUUUGAGGAAACAGCAUGCACAGUUCUGGAUCAACCUAUUUCAAGAUCUAAAAGAUUCUGACGACUUCUCCGGUGACUUCAUAGACAAAAGUCUAAUACAGUUCACAUGUCUUGAAAUAAUAGAGAGAGAACUGCAGGAUGUUGUUCACCUUUGGAACACGCACAGAAUUCGCCCAUCCAGAAAUGCUGUGUCUCCAUGUGGACGUCCAGUGAUGAUGUACACCCUACCCCAACUUUUUGGUGCUAGGGAGUACCUUAAAGAGGUAUCCCAACAGAAGAUACAGGCUUGUAGGGAGGAAUGUCGUGAGAGAGGACCAUAUCCCUGUGAUAAUACAGUGUUUGACAUUUGUUGCCUUGCCAUGGUAGAAAACAGUCUUCAUCCACCAACCUCUCCAGAGGAAGCCAUUGAUCUUUACAUGUUCUUACGUGCUUACAUACGUACCCAAAUUUAAUAAUCACAAGUUGUUCUACUGGAUCAAAUGACUGAAUGUGAGCACCCACUCAUAGCCAAAAAAACAACAGAAUUGCUGUUUGGACGGAAAAGGAUAUAUACCAUGACAUUCAUUGUAAAUGUUUGACAGAAGUACUGUGUUUGCAAUCGAUAAUAAACACCUCUUUCAUAAUGGACAUCUCCCAACUCAGCUCCAUAUCAUC